UCGCCAUGACUUGCUACAUCUACCAGCUGCCGUCCUGGGUGCUGGACGACCUGUGCCGCAAUAUAGACACGCUCAGUGAGUGGGACUGGAUGCAGUUCGCUUCCUAUGUGAUCACUGACCUGACACAGCUGAGGAAGAUCAAGUCCAUGGAGAGGGUCCAGGGAGUGAGCAUCACCCGGGAGCUGCUGUGGUGGUGGUCCAUGCGACAGGCCACUGUCCAGCAGCUGGUGGACCUCCUGUGUCACCUGGAACUCUACCGAGCUGCCCAGAUUGUCCAGAGCUGGAAGCCAGUUCCUGAGAGCACAUCUCCCCUCCCAGCCUUCCCAGAGGCUGUGAAGCCAGAGCCUGUGGCUACUUCUAGAAGAAAUCUCAAGGAUGAACAGGAGAAGGGCCAGCCUAUGAAGCCACACUCCUUUCUGGGCACAGGGACCACCACAGCUGGGAACCAGCAGCAGGCCUCACGCCAGCUUCCAUGCCAGGAGGAUGUCCCUUGUUCCCUGAAAACUGAUGUACCUGACUCUCCCCAAUCUAAGUAUUGCAGCACUUCCACGUCCAUCCCCAAGCAGGAAAAGCUUCUGAGUUUUCCCGGAGACAGGCUUUUCUGGAGUGAAGCAGAUGUCGUUCACGCAACUGAGGACUUUGACGAAAGCCACCGAAUCAUCGAGGGGACCUUUGCCAAUAUCUACCGGGGACAAAGGAACGGUGUGGCCUUCGCCUUCAAGAAGCUCCGGGAGGUGGCCGGCUCAAGUGCAGGGUCCAUGGACAGAUUCCUACAGGCAGAGAUGCAGCUCUGCCUCAGAUGCUGCCAUCCCAACAUCCUACCUCUGCUGGGUUUCUGCACUGGAAGACAGUUCCACAGCCUCAUCUACCCCUACAUGGCAAAUGGCUCUCUGCAGGACAGACUCUGGCCUCAGGGCGACUCAGACAUGCUGCCCUGGCCACAGCGUGCCAGCAUCUGCUCAGGGCUUCUUCUAGCUGUGGAACACCUGCAUAGCCUGGAUAUCAUCCACAGCAACAUUAAGAGUGCCAAUGUUUUGCUGGACCAGCAUCUUAACCCUAAGCUGGCUCAUCCAGUAGCUCAUCUGAGUCCCGACAAUAAAAAAACGAAGUACACCGUAAUGAAGACUCACCUGUUCCAGGCCUCAGCCGCAUAUCUGCCUGAAAACUUCAUCCGAGUGGGGCAGCUGACCAAGCAAGUGGACAUCUUCAGCUGUGGAAUUGUAUUGGCCGAGGUCUUCACUGGCGUCCCUGCGAUGGACAAGGACCGCAGUCCAGUUUACCUGAAGGAUUUGCUUCUCCGUGAGAUUCCCAGCAGUACUUCCUCAGUCUACUCCAGGAGGACAGGAAUGGGGAAGGCGGUGGUAAAAGAGAUCUGCCGGAAGCAUGUGGAGAGGAGGGCGGGGAUGCUGCCUGAGGCCUGUGAGGAAGCCUGGGCCACCGCUGUGAGUGUCUGCCUGCAGAGGCGCAAUGCCAGCGUGGAGGAGGCUCGACUCUCCAUGGCUGGGGUGGAGGAGCAGCUCCGAGGGCAGCUGUCCCUCCCUUGGAGCAGGGUUUCUGAGGACACAGGCUCAUCUUCCAAUACCCCAGAGGAAACAGAUGACGUUGACAAUUCCAGCCUCAGCAUCCCCUCUUCUGUUAUGGUGGUGUCAUGCCCAAGGGUUGCCUCCUCUCCACUCUUCACUGGAAAUGGAACAGCACAGCCAUCUACUUGUGUGAGACAGGAGGCCGACUCCUCAGAGGCUUGCACAGGCCCACAGCCGCCCCAGGACGCUACAGAGAAUUCAUGGAAAAUUGAGAUCAAUGAGGCCAAAAGAAAACUGAUGGAGAACAUACUACUCUAUAAAGAAGAGAAACUGGACAGCAUUGAGCUUUUUGGACCCUGAUGACUGGAGCACAGCUGAAGACCCUUAUUCUUAACUGAAUAGACAAAUGUCCAGUCAAGGAAGAGGUCUUUAGCUGCCCAAAGUCUGUGGAGACUCAUACAACCCCAAAUCAGCCUGAACAGAAGGAAAUAUGGCUUCAUCAGAGUCGAGUUGCAGGGAGGGGAGCAGGGGGACCUCAACUUACACAGACACCAAACCUUAGGAGGUACCCCUCCUCUUUGAGACUUCCUAGAGGACUAUGAAUUGGAACACCUUUAUGGGACCCAAGGAUUUGGGUGGUUUUGUGGUUCCAGGGAGCCCAUGUUGAUUACCACCUCAAGAGAUGCUGUUGCCCCAAAAGUUCUUGGUCCUCCACAAUGGACAGAGCAAUUCUGCAGCACCUGUGCUGUUUUCAAGUUAUCGUCUCUCAGUCAUAUUUGCAGACAGCUUUCUGCAAAUUUCCACUUCUUUGUUGUUGUUGUUGUUGUUAAAACACUUUAUUCAGAAGCUUGGGGAAAGGUUGAAGUCCACGUUGUCUGCUGUUCUGUGCAGGGCAGACCUUAGAGAUCUCCCUGUAGCUAAGAGAAAUUUCCACUUCUUAAAAGACCUUCAGCUGGUGUCUCAGCAAUGUUUGACUCAUCUCUCAAGUUCAGGACUAACUACAAACGCAGGACAGAUGGCAGAGGACUCCUUCUUCAGUUGGUGAUCUUGUAAGCCACUGGUAUUAUUUAGGAACUGCCUGCUUUUCAACUUUGUCUUCCUGUCACACCCAGGUUUAUUUUAAUGGAGACUCAGAGGUUGUGUGUUAUUUAUAGCUAGGUGAAGAAGAAUGAGAAACAGUCUCAUGUUUGAUUCUGCUGCUAGUUAAGUCAAUCACUCAAUGGGUGGUAACUCAGUAUCCUUGUAAGGUAACUGCUACUGCAUUCUCCCUGGGGAAGACUAGAGCUGCUGUACUCAGCUCUCCAGAGGAUAGGUGUAGCAGCCGUAGAAGCACUUUGAAAAUGUAUCUGUUCUGUUUUAUAAAUUAAGUAAAAGGUAUGUAGUUCACGUUUCUGCCAUAUAGAAAAUGUUUAUGAAGUGAAUAUAUUUUUGAAAAGUCAUGUUACAAACUCUUUUGUAAAACAAAGCUAUUUCUAAUUCACUAUUUAAAAAUAAUUCCACUAUAGUGACAAAAUAAAAAUGUUUGUAAUCUA
Grammomys surdaster is the source of this 3055-nucleotide messenger RNA. RefSeq names its product interleukin 1 receptor associated kinase 2 (gene Irak2). Gene Ontology annotation, biological process: interleukin-1-mediated signaling pathway; protein phosphorylation; intracellular signal transduction. Gene Ontology annotation, molecular function: protein binding; ATP binding; protein kinase activity. The transcript is spliced from 13 exons. The record is from RefSeq and is a predicted model, not a curated record. Gene Ontology annotation, cellular component: plasma membrane; cytoplasm; nucleus. Lineage: Eukaryota; Metazoa; Chordata; Mammalia; Rodentia; Muridae. The coding region runs from base 6 to 1883 and encodes 625 amino acids.